GUGGACUACCUUUUGAAACGGCUGCCGGAGUACGAAAAAGGCUUGUUUGUCACUGAUUUUAUUGAAACGAAAAGAACCAAAAACAAGCAAAUGCCAGUUGUAAUAACAACACCUGGCUAUCGCUACUGCCACAAGGUCAACCACUGCCUCUCCGCCUCAAUUUCCGCCCUCUCCACCGUCAAAAAACCAAUGGUCACUACCGCCAGCAGCUCCGGCACCCCCAGCAACGCAGGCGCCUUCACCACCAUUAAAGAAACAGUAACAUUCGAAAAAGAAAUAAAAAAGAGCAAAUUCAUCGCCAUCGCUGGUCCCAUCUCUAACGAGCAGUCCGCUCACUCUUUCCUCAACCAAGUCAAGGAUCCGCGUGCCACUCACAAUUGUUGGGCUUACAAGGUUGGGGAUCAGUAUCGGUCGAAUGAUGACGGCGAACCUUCUGGAACGGCGGGGAAGCCGAUUCAUUCUGCAAUUGUUUCUUCAGGUUUAGACAGAAUCAUGGUGGUCGUUAUUAGGUAUUUUGGGGGAAUUAAAUUGGGAACGGGAGGACUUGUUAGGGCUUAUGGUGGAGUGGCCUCGGAAUGCUUGAGAAAUGCUCCAACUUGUCUUGUAAAAUCUAAAGUUCCAAUGGGAGUGGAGGUUCCUUUCGAUCUUUUGGGAGUUCUAUACCAUCAAUUACAAUCUUUCGAAGUUGAGGACAUCAAACAGGAUUAUGAUACAGGCAAAGAUGGGACCACCAUGGUUUCCUUCAAGGUUGAAUUCGAUCAAUCUGAGAAACUAGAAGAGGCUAUCAAAGCCAACUGUAGUAGAGAACUCGUAUUUUAUAAGCAUUGAAACUGACUUCACACUUCACCGAAAAGAUAGAUCCUGUCUACAAAAUUUCCCAGCUUUGGUUCAACCGAUUUAAGAUUGGUAUGUGCUGCAAAUCUCCUUUCGGAAAAUGCAUUUGUUCGUUGCCUCACAUAUCAUACAUAGUUUUCAAGUUAUUGAUGGUGACAAUAAUAUCAUGGGAACCCUUGUUUUAUAGACUUGAUUACUAAGUUUUAGUUUACAUAGUGAGCUAUUCAUUUUUCGUAGAAAUGCAACCAUGAAAUUGAGUAGGGGAAGCAUAAAGUUUUAUGUGAAGGGAGGCAGGGUGAAAGAAAUAACUUUUUGGGACCAAAAUAGGUCUGUAUAUCUUGUUCUAACUACAACUUCAGAUUAGUGAAAUAGAUAUCAUGCUUAACACAUGCAAGUUGGAUGCUCCCAAUGGCGCAGGGGUAACGGGUAAGAAUCUUCCCUUUGGAGGGGGAUAAUAGCAGCAAAUGGCUGCUAAUGCCCGUAGGCCGAGGUGAUGAUUAGUAGCAAAUGCGAGAGGAUAAUCAGCAAACUGGGAGUGGACUGAGACUCGUCCCAUGCAACUAUGAGGUUGAUGAAGGAAUGAGAAAUGGCGUAGCCAGUAAACAAUGAGCCGUUUAGAAAGAGGGGGGGGGUUGGGAUAUGGUUGUCCUUUGAAAAGAUGCAUCUCGAUUAAAAUUACAAUUCAGUUCAUAGUAUUAUAAAAUAAAAUCUCCUUUUGAGGAUCCCAUUGUUGAAUUUAUUUAAUUGGAUCAAAAUCGAGGGAAGAAUUAUAUCAUGAA
This is a messenger RNA of Gossypium raimondii (Peruvian cotton), 1613 nucleotides long. RefSeq lists its product as uncharacterized. Gene Ontology annotation, biological process: regulation of translational initiation. The record is from RefSeq and is a predicted model, not a curated record. The coding region runs from base 91 to 828 and encodes 245 amino acids. Lineage: Eukaryota; Viridiplantae; Streptophyta; Magnoliopsida; Malvales; Malvaceae. The transcript has 5 exons. Gene Ontology annotation, cellular component: cytoplasm.